Molecule: messenger RNA, 312 nt
Organism: Staurois parvus
Lineage: Eukaryota; Metazoa; Chordata; Amphibia; Anura; Ranidae
Source: the annotation of a GenBank genome assembly
CACCUGUGCAAGACUGAAGGGGAGGAGCCGGUACACUUGUGCAAGACUGAAGGGGAGGAGCCGGUACACCUGUGCAAGACUGAAGGGGAGGAUCCAGUACACCUGUGCAAGACUGAAGGGGAGGAGCCGGUACACCUGUGCAAGAUGAAGGGGAGGAUCCAGUACACCUGUGCAAGACUGAAGGGGAGGAUCCAGUACACCUGUGCAAGACUGAAGGGGAGGAGCCGGUACACCUGUGCAAGACUGAAGGGGAGGAUCCAGUACACCUGUGCAAGACUGAAGGGGUGCCUCGGGACUGUCCAUAAUAUAAAG